Molecule: messenger RNA, 999 nt
Organism: Acaromyces ingoldii
Lineage: Eukaryota; Fungi; Basidiomycota; Exobasidiomycetes; Exobasidiales; Cryptobasidiaceae
Exons: 2
Coding region: 1-999 (332 amino acids)
Biological process (GO): peptidyl-lysine dimethylation
Molecular function (GO): protein-lysine N-methyltransferase activity
Source: RefSeq, a predicted model, not a curated record
AUGAAGGCGGCGGUAAGUCAUGAGACGCUGCACCCUUCACUUGGAUCCCCGGGUGAUGCGGUAGUCUAUCAUCCACUGAGCCUGAGCAGAGAAGCGCAAGCAGAGGAAGAGAAGGGCGCCGAGGCAGUCAAGGUCCAGGUACCCCCCGCGGCGAUCCAACACAUUUUUGCGCACCGUCAAUGGCGUGCCGGCAUGCUAUUGGCUGAUGCCAUCGCACACGGUCACCUUGCUCUAGCUGAAAAGACGGUAUUGGAGCUGGGCGCGGGUACGGGCUUGCCAGGCAUCGUCUCAGCGCGGCGUCAGGAUGUGAAAAUGACUGUCCUGACCGACUAUGACUCGCCGCCAAUCGUAUCACUCCUACAGCAAAACGUCCGAACGAACACCGGAUCGAGCAUGUCACGAGUCCGCGUCGCCGGACAUACGUGGGGAGUGGCGAUGGAUGACGUCGUAGAGCUGCUGCCCACGUCCCUGCAGUCGCACCUCUUUGACGUAGUCCUGCUUGGCGAUUGCAUCUGGGACGAUCUGUCUCACGCAGCGCUGCUCAAGUCUAUCACCUUCUUGCUGGGCAAACGAGCCACCUCGCGCGUCUACAUGGUCGCUGGCCUCCAUACAGGCCGGCAGCGGAUUGUGUCCUUUUUGCGACGAGCAUACCGUGCUGGUCUCGAGCUUCGUCCACUAGAUCUCGAUGCCUCUUGCGAUUGGAUGAAGGCGCAAGACAAAGACGGAGAGGAAGCGGCUUCUGAAGAACUUCGACGGCUCAAAGACGACGAUGCGCUCCGGGAUGCGCCAGAGCUCGUCUUGGAGCUAGGCGUUGGCGGCGGAGACGAAAAAGGUCAGAGUGACAAGGUGUGGGAAGCGAACAAACCGAGACUUGACGGAAGGAGACGUACAUUUGUGCACCAGGAAAGGUUGGAAGAGGCACAAGAGAUGGGAGGCAUCAAAGAGAGGAACCGUUGGAUCACAAUAUCGGCCCUGGGGUGGCGAGAAGACUUGCUUUGA